UAUUUGUUACUUUAAUGCAUGUUUUAGUGUAUUCUUGACUGAUAUUAAGUCCUGAGAUUAGAUUGGAUUCAACUUCAUUGAUACCACACAGGGGAAAUUGAAUUAUGGCUGCAACACGAGAACAGAAUAGACUGCACAAUUAAAAAGAUUCAAUAAAGCGUUAAUUUAGAUUUUGUCUGUAGUGGGCGGGGACAGCGAAUGUAAACAACAUGCCGCAGAGCGAUGGAGACGGAUCAGAGAGAGGGGCAGUGAAGCACCGACAGAACAUGGUGACUGUACUGUCACAGCUGGCCGAUGAUCACUUGACCUUGCUACGGAACAUCAGUACGGGUCUGGCCAUUGCCGGAGUUCUGCUGAUCUCCCGAAGCAUCAGACUGCUCACUAAAUUCCAGGCUGCGUCUGAGAUUCCAGCUCGGUUUAUAGAGCGCAAUGUCAGCUUACGAGGAAAAGUUUGUGCUGUCACAGAGAAAGGACUAGAAGUGGAACAUGUUCCUAUUUAUCUGCCAGUCCUCUCGCCAUUAUUCCAUAAACCCCAAGACACAUCUGCUCUGCUGGUGCAUCUGGCAGGAGUGGAUUUAACUUCAGAAGGGAGAACAUGGCUGCUGGAGAACCUGAGUCCUAAUCAGAUAGUCUGGUUUAAACUGAUCAGCAGAGAGGACCACGUCCUGCACUGCCUUGUGUCCCAGAACAAGCAGGUGCUCAUGUGGAACUGCAGUCUGAAUGAGCAGGUCCUUAGCCUGGGUCUGGCUCGGACCGCUCCGGUCCCUUCAGGCCCCUCAGUCCUGACCCAGUCCAGAUUCCUGUGGCGUUUACAUAAACGUCUACACAGAGCUGAGGUCAGUGCAGAGAAAAGAGGGCGUGGCCUGUGGACAACGAAACGGCGCAGCACGUGGGACCGAGUGUCCACAGUGUUAUGGGAGAGUCCAGGACUCCGACUCAUCAGGAGGAUGUUCAAGAGGACUUGACUUUUUUUUCAUUUGACUGAAAGUAAACACUGAAAUACUUUACUCACUCAUACUGAAGAUGAAUAUUUUUAAGUGUAGGUAAGUAUACAUCCCUGCUCUCUAUGAGGACGAACUCAGUGAUGGUUAAGUCUAAAGGAAACUAGGACAGAAACAAGGGGAAGGGGCUGAGGAGUCACAGAGAGGAGGUGGAGGGUGUAGUUGGGCAGUUAGGGGAGUUUUGUGGAGGAUAAAUGUGGGUGAAGACUGAUGUGGGGGUUUGUGGGUCAUUUGGAUCAGGACUGAUGAAUGAGCUUGGCUCCAUUGUUGUGUAAAUGUCACUGAAGCCGCUGCUGAUUGGUCAGACUGCUGCUUCUUCAUCCUGCUGCUUGUUUCAGACUCAGUUUAAGAAGAGAAGUGGGUGGGGCAAGUCCACCAUGGGAGGGGCAAGUCCACCAUGGGAGGGGCACAACCGGGGUAGAAGUGAAAGCGUGGCUCAGAUCCUCAAUCACAGAGGAAACUAUUCAAAUGAAUUGAAUGAUAACAUCCAGUAAUGUCAACUCUUCUUAUUAAAUACAGCCACACUCUCUUCCUAUUGGUUCACAGUAAUCGUCCAGUCAGUGGCCAGCUGAGAAUUGAGCUAAAGUUGCUUAUGUUCUAGGCUAACCUUUAGUCAACUCUCUGCUGUGUGUUUCUGCUAAUGUUUAACAACAUGUACACUCUCUGUUUUCUGUCAGUUUCUUUUUUUGGUGUCAAGCUUUUUUUUCUCCAUUUCAUGUGAACACUGAAUAGUUUUUGUGGAUAUUUUCUUUAUAACUCUCUUCUUAUGUAAAUGUAAAAGUGUUGUUUUAAUGAAUAAGUUCAUGUUGACAUUUGGAGCAUUUAAAAAACAUUAUACAUCCAACAUUAAAAUAUUUUAAUAUUG
This is a messenger RNA of Cynoglossus semilaevis (tongue sole), 1866 nucleotides long. It is a transcript of the gene miso1, whose product is annotated as c18h3orf33 homolog (H. sapiens). Bases 210 to 965 code for a protein of 251 amino acids. The transcript is spliced from 6 exons. NCBI's taxonomy places the organism in Eukaryota, Metazoa, Chordata, Actinopteri, Pleuronectiformes, Cynoglossidae. The record is from RefSeq and is a predicted model, not a curated record.